AUGACAAAAUAGAAUAAUAAUAAAUAAAAAUAGGAUAACAAAAUUUAAUAAAUUACUAAAUAAGUUGAUGUAAGCUAAAUAAAUGAUGAAUCAAAACAAUUUGAGAAAAAAAUCUAUUAGAGCUCAAUAAAAGAAUAAUCAACAAACUCAAUCAAUUCUAACUAUAAGUUAGGGUAGUUUAACAAUUUUACAAAAUAAAUAAGAAAAUAAUAAUAACAACAAUAGUCCUCUGAUACUGAACCCAGAUAAAUUAUAAAUUUUUAAUCAAAAUUUAAUUAAAAAAAUAUAUUUCUGAGUAAUUCUCCUAUUUAAAAAUAAAAUAAAAAUAAUAAAUUAAAGAAAAAUGAACAAAAACAAGAAUAAUUAGAGGAAGAAAAAUAUAAAGUUGAAGAAUUUAAUGCUUCUAUAAUAAAAAAUAAUGUAAAAAUAAAUGUUAUAGUAAAAAUUGUAUUCAAUUAUUUGAGCUAUCCAGUUUGUUCUAUUUGUAUUGAUGAAGGCUUAAAGAAAUAAAUAGCUUUCAACAAUAAGCAAUCUAAAAUCAAAGAGAAUGUAUAUUUGCAACAUUUCACCAAAAUGUCUUUAAAAUUUGAAAAAAUUCUGAAAACUGAAAACAUUUCGUUGAAACAGUCAUACAGCUUACUAUAUCUAAAUCAUCUUAGAAAUAUUUAAGAUUUCAUUUAAUUAAAAAAAUACAAUAAAAUAAAGAUAAAUUAUAAUUUAUUUUAGCUAUAUUGA
Messenger RNA from Tetrahymena thermophila SB210, 735 nucleotides. RefSeq lists its product as hypothetical. Lineage: Eukaryota; Ciliophora; Oligohymenophorea; Hymenostomatida; Tetrahymenidae. The transcript has 2 exons. The record is from RefSeq and is a predicted model, not a curated record.